Venturia canescens is the source of this 4508-nucleotide messenger RNA. RefSeq lists its product as uncharacterized. The record is from RefSeq and is a predicted model, not a curated record. Gene Ontology annotation, molecular function: protein binding. The transcript is spliced from 3 exons. Bases 376 to 3372 code for a protein of 998 amino acids. NCBI's taxonomy places the organism in Eukaryota, Metazoa, Arthropoda, Insecta, Hymenoptera, Ichneumonidae.
CACAAAACGUCAAAAAUCAGAGCUUUCGUGUCAGAAUAGUCUCCUUGAUAUAAAGAGAUAAAUAAAGUACAUAUUGGAUGUGUUCUAAACAAUUCAGCAUUUCUCUGCAACACAACAAAUGAAUAUACACGAAUAGCAAAGUGUUCGUCAUAUUGAUUGCCAAAUGAAACCAGAUAUUAAUAAAUUCUUUCCAUGUCAUAGCCAUGGAAUAUCUUGAGAAUUGCAUCAAUUGAUACUUCUGUUGUAAACAGUGAGAGUUUUGUGUUCAAUGUAAACAGUCACAGUUUUGUGAAUUUUGCUCGGUAUAACAAUAACGAGUAUUAAACUUAUUUACGAAUCGACAAACGAGAAAAUUGCGGCUUCAAAUCGGAAACAAUGUCGAAUGUAUAUCCAACAUUGCCUCGGCUGAGUGUCAGAGACAGUUUCGAUGAAGAUGAUUUGAGCGAUGUCGACGAUGAAGUGUUUAUAAGGGAUGGAAAAAAUGGGGGUUUGAAAUUGGAUGAAGAUCGAGGUGUAAAAAGGCCUUUAAUGGCACCAAGGAGAAAAGUCAAAAAUGGCAAAAUUAAUGGAAAUCAAAAAUUACCUUACAGAGCUCUUUUGGCUCCCUUUUGCUAUGGCUUACUUGCUCUUCUGGUACUUCUCGGGCUCAUCAUUGCUUGCAUUUAUACGGUCAAUCUGUUCCCCAUACCUAUUGAUAUUCUGAAAAAAUGGAUGUACGGCAGUGAGAAGAAAGUUUUAGAUGCAUUGAAUGUUGUCCCAUGCACCUCGCUUGCCUCUUCUGUUCUUUGGACUCGAACUUUGCCAAAAUUGACAUCCGAAGCUCCGUUUAGAAGUAAUGAUGUUAAUGGAGAUCAAAUUGACGACAUUAUUGUUGGAUUCAGCACAGGAUUGGAUGCUAUGGACGCCCCAGAAAAUUUGUGCGAUUUUUAUUUUGGCGGUCAAAAGCCUUGCUUAGGAGGAAUCAUGGCAUUGGAUGGUAAAACUGGUUCAACGAUAUGGACCCACUGGACAGCACAUGCAAUUUUUAAUGUCAAUUGCGAAGUGGAUAUCACAAAGGAUAAUGUAAAAGAUUGUUUGAUAACCGGAAGAGGUGGAAUUUUGCACACAGUGGAUGGGAGUGAUGGCACAGCUGUAUGGAAAUUCAAGCUCGAAUCCAAAAUGACUUCUGAAGAAGGAAGUAUCUUGGACGUUUAUGACGCUACGUUUAUGAAUGAUGUGGAUGGUGAUGACAUCGGAGAUGUGAUUGCUUCGCAUACUUUGCAAUCCGGUGAUUUAAGGUCUAGCGAAAUUAUUCUAAUUUCUGGAAAAACUGGAAGUAUCAUUCGACGCGUCGAUUUCCCAAGAAAAGAAGAACUUUUCAUUGCGCCGCGACCUCUCGUACAUCCUGAUGGGGAAAUGCUGCUCGUACUUGUUUCAAGCACACCAAAAAAAUCCGGCGGCCUCUACAUCAUAUCGUACAGCGAGUUAAUUCAUGGGCAUUUGCAUUUGCGUGAACUUUACUGGGGCCUAGGAAAAGGAAUAUUGUUGCCACCAAUCUUUACGGACAUAACGUCGGACGGAACAGAGGACAUAAUAAUAGCAACGGUGAAUGCGACAAUAAUGGCAUUCAAUGGCCUAACAUUGGAGCAUAUUUGGAAUUACACGGUAGCCAAUUCCGAAGUAAUAAGUAUACCGAUUCCUGGUUAUUACAACGACGACGACGUGCCUGAUUUCAUGGUGAAACAUCAGAUAGGACCUGGAUAUCCACUUUAUUAUUACACGGUAUCAACGAUAUUGGACGGCAAGAAUGGAACGCCGAUUUUAGAAAAAUCGAUCACGGACACGCUGAGUGGUCAAAUGUCUGGAUUAUCGAUUAGCGUGGAUGAUUAUGGCAAUGAUUGGUUUCUUUAUUGGUCAUCGAAUUGUUUGAACCAUGAAGAUUCUCACGAAAAGUAUCGUUUCCUCGCAGGCCAAAAUUUGCUCUCACAGUCACGAGCCGAUCUCUGCAAAUUGCGUUUUAACACGACCCUCGUUACGAGAUUGUGGGCGCUUAGUCAACACGUCGGUCCGCCCGGACAAUCGAUAUAUUUUUCCGAAGACUGGAAAACGGUCGAGUACAAUAAUUCGGUCGAUCCGAGGCUCGAAGCGGACAAAUAUCUCAGUGACCAUUCGAACUUCGACGAUUUCACUCAUAUCUUGAACGAAGGGCUUCCUCUCGUUUCUGAAAGAUCGCCUCGAGUCGAGAAAAUUCAUAGGAAAACUUCGAGUUUUCGACAUCGAAACAACGGCAAAGACGAAGACGAAACGAGCAAUUAUUACAGAAAACAAAUCGUCGUUCCAGCUGAAAAUUCCGAAGAAAACAAAGACUUGGUUUAUGCAAAUAAUCCUGCUGUUGCUGAUAAUUAUCAAAUUUAUAAAGAACCAAAAAUUUAUAAUUCCCGCAGAAAAAACGUCGAUGAGAAUUGGAACGAUCAGAACGACUGGCAGGAAAGUGAGAAACAGUACGAUAUGAUGUAUGACGAAGAUUCUGGUGAGUUGUCCAGGAUGAGUGACGUUCGCGAGCAAAGAAGCGAUUUGACCGGACCGGAAAAUGCGCCGGUAAACAAAUCCGAAGGCGUUAAAAAUCAGUAUGAUCUCAACAUGGAUUAUACGAACGGUGGUAGUAAUUACGUUAAAUAUUCUCCCGUGUCUUCAGUCGAAUCCGGUUUUUCGUUGUACAACGAUGAAAUAGUGAAACCGGAAGUGGAAAAAAAGAGGAGAAAGAGGCCCGGUGCAGACGCAACGAGAGCCAAAAGUUUUGGGAGAUUCACUGAGAACGAAGAUUACGCUGAUAUCGAGCAGAUUUUCAAACGGGAAUCGAUGAGGAAUUAUUUCCAAACUAAAACUUCGAAGCCCGAUAAAAAUGAACGAGAUAAACGCAGCGGUGGGGAUGAAAGUAGAAAAAUCGUCAAAGGAAUUCAGCGACAACCACCCACAGGAAUCUUAUUGCCCUCGAUUGCACCAUCGACGAGUAAAACUUCCGUCGACUUGAUAUUUUCAACCUACUGGCUGCCGCCUUCGGAAAUUUCUAUCAUACUGUCGCAACGCGAUUUGGAUUGCAUCAAAUCCAAACGCUCGACGAAAAACGAGUACGACAAUGAAAAUAUCGUCGGCGAAUGCCUCGCUGAACGCGGGGUUGACUAUAAACUUUACCAAGAAAGCACAUCUCGAGAAAACGUGAAAAUACCUCUCGGCCAAAUGACUGUUUAUCGAUUAAAAUUGGAAUGCGUUUGCCCCGAUGAUAUGCUGCCUGGACAGCAAUGCAAAAAUAUCUCUCAACAACAAAGUUGGCCCGCGCACUUAGGAAUUUCGGCAAAUGGUUUCUUCAAACCCCCCAAUAAUCGACGCACUUGAAAUCUUCCAUUUUUAUUUCCCAUUUAAAUUAAAGUGCAAUUCCUUGUGGAAAAACUUGACGUUAAUAUUCUCUGAAGCAGAAAUUCAUCGACUGUCAAACAUGGAAAUUCAACAUUUUACAAUUCCAUUCUGAAUGGAACAUUUUUCAUGCUCUCUCAACUCGACUGUGACUUUAAAAUAUGACUGCACACGUUUGACAUGACACCAACAAUUGAGUCGGAAAAAUUCUGAAUAUAUUUAGUCCUCUGUGAAACUUCAGAAACAAUGGUUUCAGUAUUAAUAUGUCCGAAAAGUUUGUCGUAAUAUUAUUCAAACAAAACGAUUGCGUAAACCGAAUAUGGCGAUGCUUUUAUAAAUUCACAUAAAUUUUCUUAAAACCAUAUUUUCUUGUAGAUUUUUCCAAAAAUCGUUUGAAAAUGCGUGAAAAAUGAAAAAUUUUACUUUUGGAAAUAAGGCAAAACGAGGAAUUUGAAAUAAUUGAAAAGUAUUUUCAAAAGUCAUUAGUUUGGUCGCAAAGUAUAUUGCAUCGUUGAAAAAUCCUAUUUUUUAUUCCAAGUGUAUGAUUACGUAACAUUUCGUGACGUGAGCGAUUUGAAAAAAUGUAUGACUUCCAAGAUAUUGAGUAAUUAUGAAAUUCAACAAAUAUACACACCGUUUAUAAAGUUGUCGCGUCGUUAUGCUGGAUUUCGAGGAAGCUGUCUCACCCUCGUAAAUUUCAAAGCGAGCACGAAAAAAGUAGAAAAUGCCCAAAAACUGUAGAGUAACCAUCGAUCGCACUAUUUCAGGCUGUUGAAAAAUAUUAUUACUCAACAAUGCGUGAGAAAUCAUUUGAAAAAUGAAGUAAACCAAAGACGAAAAAAAGAGAGCAAAUCGUGAAAUGAAUGCGAUUUUACACGUUCGAUUGCAGACACAAAAUAAGCGAUAUGAAAAAUAUAAACAAAUGUUUGUUCUUAUAAAUUUUGUAUGUAUAGAUAAGAUACUAAGAUUGGGGGAAAGAAUGUAGAGUCUAGAAAAUUCAUUGAAUUUGUGUUGAAUCAUUUCCUUUUGUAAGCAAAAGGACUAACUAAACAUUUUUCUGUAUUAAAUAUUUAAACAUUCGUUAAGAAAAGUUCAAUAAACUGAUUGAUGUAAAAAAA